Messenger RNA from Neofelis nebulosa (Clouded leopard), 2252 nucleotides. RefSeq names its product lysosomal associated membrane protein 1 (gene LAMP1). NCBI's taxonomy places the organism in Eukaryota, Metazoa, Chordata, Mammalia, Carnivora, Felidae. The transcript is spliced from 9 exons. The coding region runs from base 192 to 1436 and encodes 414 amino acids. Gene Ontology annotation, cellular component: membrane. The record is from RefSeq and is a predicted model, not a curated record.
ACGGUGCGGGCGCGGCGCGGCCUCACGUGACGGGCGCCGCCGGCCGAAGGGUCUCCUUCCUGCCGCGGGCGCCGCAGCGGCCGGGCUUCUGGACCCCGGGACCCUCCCCCGCCCUCACGCCGGCCCCCGGCCCGCCCGCGGCCCAACCGCCCUCGACCCGCUCGGCUCCGGCCUCGGCAGCCCUCGCCCCCAUGGCGGCCCUCGGCGGCGCCCGGCGGCGGCCUCUGUUCCUGCUGCUGCUUGCAGGCCUCCUACAUGGCACGGCGGCCACGUUUGUGGUGACGGACGGCAAUGGGACGGCUUGCAUCAUGGCCAACUUCUCUGCUGCCUUCGUGACCAGCUAUGAUACCAGGAACGGUCCUACGAAUGUGACCUUCGACCUACCACCUGAUGCAGCAGUGUUAAACAGCAGCAGCUCCUGUGGUAAAGAGAACGCGUCUGCCCCCAGUCUCGUGAUUGCUUUUGGAAGAGGACAUAGACUGACCCUCAAUUUCACAAGAAAUGCAACCCGUUAUAGUGUUCAGCUGAUGGGUUUUAUUUAUAACUUAUCUGACACACAGAUUUUCCCCAACGCAAGCUCCAAGGAAAUCAAGACUGUGGAAUCUGCCACUGACAUCAGGGCAGACAUAAAUAAAAAAUACAGAUGUGUGAGCAACAACCAGAUCCACAUGCGCAACGUCACUGUCACGCUCCAUGAUGCCACCAUCCAGGCGUACCUUGCCAGCAGUAGCUUUAGCAAGGAAGAGACGCGCUGUGAGCAAGAUGGGCCUUUCCCGACGACCGCACCGCCACCGCCUCCCCGCCCUUCACCAUCCCCCACGCCAGAGAGCCCCUCCGUGCACAAGUACAACGUGAGCGGCGCCAACGGGACCUGCCUGCUGGCCAGCAUGGGGCUACAGCUGAACGUCACCUACACCAAGAGGGACAACACGACCGUCAGCGGACUGUUCAGCAUCGACCCAAGCAACACAAGCGCCACGGGGAGCUGUGGCGCCCAGCUGGUGACCCUGGAUCUCCGGAGCAGCCGCAUCCACUCCUUGCUCUUCCAGUUUGGAAUGGACCCAAAUACUAGCCAGUUUUUCCUGCAAGGAAUCCAGUUGAAUAUGACUGUCCCUGACGCCAGAGACCCCACCUUCCAGGCGGACAACAGCUCUUUGAGGGCACUGCAGGCCACCAUCGGGAAUUCAUACAAGUGUAACGCCGAGGAGCGCGUGGAGGUCACGGAGGCCUUUUCUGUCAAUAUAUUCAAAGUGUGGGUCCAGGCUUUCCAGGUGCAAGGUGACAAGUUUGGGUCUGUGGAGGAGUGCCAGCUGGAUGAGAACAGCAUGCUGAUCCCCAUUGCCGUGGGCGGCGCCCUGGCGGGGCUGGUCCUCAUCGUCCUCAUUGCCUACCUCAUCGGCAGGAAGAGGAGCCACGCAGGCUACCAGACGAUCUAGCAGGGCCGCGACAGCUCGGGCCGGCCGCCACCUCCAGGCCUCCGCUCGUCCCCUGAGCUUAGGUUGGCGUGGAGGGCGGCACGCUUUCUUGCAAACUGAUUUUCAAAUCUGCUUUAUCCGAUGUGAAGUUCAUCUUGCAACAUUUACUAUGCACAAGAGUAUUGAAAUGACGGUGUUAAUUUUGCUAACUGGGUUAAAUAUUUUGCUAAUGGUUAAAACGUUAAUAUUUACCAAAGUAGAACUUUCAGGUGGGAGGGAGGAGUGCUUCCCUACAUGGGCACUGGCUCCACUAUUACUUGGCUCUUUAAGAUUCUGCUGUUGGCUUCUUCGUUCCUGACUGAGGUUGAAGCCUCGCCAAGGUGGGGUGCUCCCUGGUCUUAGGGCUGAGGAGGGCUGGCUACUUGUUAGGCUUGUGCUUCAGAAGAUCUAGAAACAGAAGUACUCCAAAAGGUGAAAAUCUGGAACGCUUAAAUGAAGCUUUAGAAGCCAGGACGGGCCCGGCCCCCGCGGCGCACAGCUCGGUACUAGGGCACCGGCGCCCCUGCGGCAUCGGGCCCUUCUGUCCUCUCCGCGCUCUGCCACUCAAGAGCUGGCACUUUUUUAAAAUAGAUAAAUGGGUGUUAUUUUUAUUUACCUUUUUGUAAAGUGACUUUCAGUCUUCUGUUUGAGGUUCGGGGUGAUCCUGUUCUGCACUCGUGUAAAUACUGGGUGUCACGCUCUGCGCUACCCGCUUGCCACUCGGGUGGCUGUGCACGGACGACCCUUCACGUCACGCGUUGCUGUAACAAAUGCUAAUAAAACAUCUCUUUCUUUCUC